AACGAAGGUAUAGGUCCGGAAGAUCGAGGCUAUUCAAUUUUCAUAUUUAUUUCCCUUGUAUUGCGAAAGAAACAGGUUUUAAGGAUUUGUGUCAAAUCUUUCCCUUCAUUAACCGAGAAUCCUAAAAGUAUGGGUAAUCAGAAGCUUCUUCCUGAAGGAUUUCCAGAUCCUGACGCAAUAUUUACAUCUUGGUAUCCAAUCAUAAUUGCUGUUGUAUGUGGUGCACUUUAUGCAAUCAGGCAAUAUCUACGUGGUCCUAAAUGUAUGGGAACUGCAGAUUUAAAGGGUAAAACAGCAAUAGUUACUGGAGCUAAUACAGGCAUUGGACAACAUGUAGCUUUUGAUUUAGCUUAUAAAGGUGCAAAGGUGAUUCUAGCUUGUAAAAAUUUAGAAGCAGGCCAAGAAGCAGUAGAUGACAUUAAAAAACGAUCUCGGAAUGAGAAUGUUAAAUUGAUGAAGUUAAAUUUAGCAUCAUUUGUGUCCAUUAGAGAUUUUGUUGAGGAAUUUAAGAAAAACGAAUCCAAUUUAGAUAUUCUAGUCAACAAUGCUGGGGUCAUGAUGAUGCCUUUUAUGGAAAGUGAAGAAAAUUUUGAAAUGCAAUUUGGAGUAAAUUAUCUUGGUACCUUUCUACUAACUGAACUAUUAUUAGAUGUACUAAAGAAAACUAAGGGAAGUAGAAUAAUAAAUACUAUAGCAUCUGCUGUAAAUCUAGGUGAUAUAAACUAUGAUGAUAUUAAUCUGACUAAAGAUUAUUCACCUGGUAAAGGGUUUGCUCAGAGUAAAUAUGCUCUAGCUGUUUACUCUCUACAUCUAGCUGAUAGACUGAAAGAUUUUGGUGUAAAUGUUUAUUUGGUAAAUCCUGGAGUAGUUAACUCUAAUGCUCAUCGUUAUAUGCCUUUUAGAUCCAAUAAAUUCUUAUCAUUUGGUUUCACUGUACCAAUGUAUUUUUUAAUGAAAUUGCCUGAAGAUGGAGCUCAAACUACUAUCUAUUGUUCUACUGCUCAAGAUUUAGACAAAGUAACUGGAAAAUGUUACAAAGAUUUAGCUGAAGUACAAUUAGAUGAUAAUGUAACUAACAUAGAACACAGAGAGAAACUUUAUAAACAAACAUUGAUAUGGACUCAACUUAAAGACCAGAAGAAAAAAGCUCUGGAAACUGAUAUAUAAAAAAAAAAACAAUUUGAUCUGUCAACAAAUAAGAAUAUUGUAAGGGACCAUUAUUGUAUAAAUAUUGUAUUGUUAAAAAAGUGAAAUGCCCAUUUAAAUGUGUUACCAUGAAUAUGCAUGAGCAGCUUAUGUAUAUUUUGUUAAGCUGUGGUCAAUCAGUAUACUGUUUGUAUUUUAUGUUUGGAAAAAUUACUUAUGUCUUAAUUGUUUACAAAGUAUAUAUCAUCAAACUUGUUGAUAUCAUUUGAUUUCAUAUCGUUUUCUAUUUUAUUUUUUGAUAUUUUUUAUUUAGAAUGUAGAUUUAUGUACAUAUUGGUUGUGUUAACUCAACAGCAUUUAUUGAAAAUGAGAUUUUAAUUUUGUCAAUAUUAGAAUGUUUAGAGAUUGUAACUUUGAUAUGUAAAAUUUUCAUCACCAAAGUCAUUGUAAAUUUUUAUUGAAUGUAUCUUUUACUUCUAUGUAUUUACUUGAUCAAACUGAAUUUGAUUUAAAAGGGGUGAUUAGAAAACAGAGUGCACUAAAGCCUAUUACCUAUUUCGGUAUAUUAAAAUACAUGACUGUAAAAUACUGAUAUAGUUUUAAAAUUUAGUAUCUAUUUAAAAUGAAAGAUUUUUGUUUUUAAAGUUUAUAAAGAGAGGAUUAUUUAACUAUACAUUCCUAUUGGUUUAUGUGUUGUUAUAAAAGAUCUGAUUUAGAGUAAUUGAAUGAUAUAUAGUAUAAUUGUUUAUAUAUUGAAUUAUGUUAUAAAUUAUGUCUAUGCAAUCUCCUAAAAGCAAUAAAACUUUUUUUUUGU
Lottia gigantea (owl limpet) is the source of this 1960-nucleotide messenger RNA. RefSeq lists its product as hypothetical. The coding region runs from base 130 to 1167 and encodes 345 amino acids. The record is from RefSeq and is a predicted model, not a curated record. NCBI's taxonomy places the organism in Eukaryota, Metazoa, Mollusca, Gastropoda, Lottiidae. The transcript has 7 exons.